Messenger RNA from Cavia porcellus (domestic guinea pig), 1736 nucleotides. RefSeq names its product collagen alpha-1(I) chain-like. NCBI's taxonomy places the organism in Eukaryota, Metazoa, Chordata, Mammalia, Rodentia, Caviidae. The record is from RefSeq and is a predicted model, not a curated record. The transcript has 5 exons. The coding region runs from base 1 to 1134 and encodes 377 amino acids.
AUGAGCCACAGAGAGGGCAAGGGCACCCCUGAGCCUGCGUGGGGACAGGAACCUGACAUCCAGAUCUGCAAGGCUGCGUUCAGCUGGAGAGCCCUGGAGGUCAGUCGCAAGCGGAGCUGCUGCCGCGGGGUGGCUAAGCCCGGCGCCCACCAGGCGGGCAGCCCGACCCCAGGGAGCCGCGUGACGCGCCUGGCCGGCCCAGUGCCCCAGGCAGGCCGGGCGCCGCUGGCUCCAACGCUGCGGGCGCGCUUUCCAGCCUCUGGGGGAGCCCUGGUGACCCCCGCCGGACUAGACCAAACCCUGUGUGCGACCAGGACACAGCAACGGCACGGGAAGGCGGACCUCAGCGCCUCCGAGCCCCAGGCCCGCGCUCAUCACCCGCAGCGGCAGCGGGCACGGGGUUCCAGGCCGCUGCGUCCUGACCGGCCGGAACAGGAGUGGAGGAAAAGGGCCCGCGGGGUCCAGGCCUCAGCGUUGGGGGUAGGCCUCCCGCAGAAGGCCAGCCAGGAGCAGCCUGGACGUCCACCUGCCGGCCCGAGCCCGGCUCCUCCGCGCUCGGAUCGGUGCGGCCUUCUCGGUGCUUGGGCCCGGCGCACGGUGCCGCCCGCCCCCAGGGUCGGGAGCCUCGGCGCCCACUCCCGCGGCCCGGGGCCUAGUCGCCGGGGCCCGAGGGGCCCGGCCCGGCCCGGCCUCCCAGGGACACCGCGGGGCCAGCGGAGAGCCGCGGUCGGCGGGGCGGCGGGACCGCGCGGGAAGCCCGGAGUCCGGAGGAGGCAGCGAGCGAGCGGACCCGAAGGCAGAAGACGGCGGCUGCACCGAGUGAGCGGAGCCGCGGGGCCGGGUGGACGCCCCGCCGCGGCCGAGGUCCUGCGGUCAGCAGCUCCUGCCCGCUGCCCUUCCCGCGGGUCGGCGAGGCUGGGCCGCGGUUCUGCUUGGGCCCAAGGACGCGGCCGGCGCGCUCCCUGCCAGGCCGCAGGCCUUCCGGGCGGGGUGUCCCCGCGGAGCCCUCCUCCAUGCCCUGCGGGGCCCCGCACCCAGCCCCGCCCCGCCCGCGCAGGCCUUGCGGACCCCAGGACGCCUCCAAGAAGCGCCCCAAAGCGCACAGGGCCUGCGCCGAAUCUGCGGCCGCGGUAGGGGCCGGCCCGCGAUCCCUCAGCCCCUUACCCGCGGAGGACGUGGGUGCUGCUCGCUGGGAACCCGGCCGCGGGAGGCCUGGAGGCCCCCGAAAGCUUCAUGGAAAAGAGGAAGGUUGGAGACUAAAUCGUUCCACAGACACCAAAUUAAUGGGCUUUAACAGGCACAGUCCGGCUCAGAAGAAAGAAGGCCGAGUAUAAACUGGACCCACGCAAGCCCGGUUCGGGAGAAAUCAACCUGGAACAAAGCAGUCCCCCUACUCCUGGGUAGAGAAUCUGCCCUGAUGCUUCUGCUCAUCGCUAAGACAGUUUAUGAUGCGAGUUCUCAAGUAUAAAACAAAAGGACUGUAAGAAAACCCCGUGUGUCCACCCCUGCUGGACAGCCAACUCCCCAGCAAUUUCGUUGACUUCCACAUCCCUCCCUUUAUUUAACAAAUUGAUGUUUUUGUUGCCAUUCCUUAAAGCAAACGCGGGUGUCACAGCCUCUCAUCGGUAAAUGCAUAAAGGCAUCUUUAACUUUUUAAAAUAACCAUCUGGCUGCGAAUCCCAGCUCCCGGUAAAUCAUAGUCUGCUCUAACACUUAAAGGCAUUGGCCGUCGGUGA